AUGGGCGUGACAAGAUGUGUCACGCUGGAAAAAGCAAAACUUCUCCCCGGCCGGGAAUUGAACCCGGGUCUCGCAUGUGACAGACGCGGAUACUCACCACUAUACUACCGAGGACACAAGACUGGUGCCACUGAAGCUACUUCAAUCUUUAACGACUCCAUUUCACUUGCCCUUCCCUAUUUUAUGGUUCUACUAACGUGUUAUAUUGUGAAAAAGCAAAAACUUCUCCCCGGCCGGGAAUUGAACCCGGGUCUCGCAUGUGACAGACGCGGAUACUCACCACUAUACUACCGAGGAUCCGUUCACUGA
Haemonchus placei is the source of this 309-nucleotide messenger RNA. The record is from the annotation of a GenBank genome assembly. Lineage: Eukaryota; Metazoa; Nematoda; Chromadorea; Rhabditida; Trichostrongylidae.